AUAGAAAUGUCCAGUAUGAUCAGGAGUUGAGAGAGAUUGCAAACAAUGGAGACUCAAGGUGUUCAGCUUCUGCUGCUUUUGCUGUGUGUUGUGUCCACCUGCUGGGGACAGCAAGUGUACCUGACUCUGGGAUCUGGUCCUAGCAUCACCACUAACAAUACUGAGAUCCUCAUCACUACUAUUGGAGAGGGUGCCCAGGGUGGUCUUCCAUCUCUCACUUGUCACAGUGACCUCACUACCUGCUGUAGAAGUGGUGCCAACAACUUUGGUAAUGGAAUACUGGGACAGUGGACGUAUCCUGAUGGGAGUGUGUUACUGGGAAAUGUUGCCGCAUUGAAUGCUGGACAGCAGUUCUACAUUGUGAGGGAUGCCACCCAGAUCAUCGUGCUAAACCGUAGAGUAUCUCCCAACAACCCCCUCACUCCAACCGGGUCCUACUGUUGUACUGUACCAACUACUGGAGGAGACAUGACCCUCUGUGCUAACCUAGUGGUGUCACUGACGUGUAUGUCCCUCCCUCCCCCCACCAAUGGAGGGGUCUCCUACUCUAACAUGACGCUGGGUGAGAACACUGUGGUCACCUACACCUGUGACAUUGGCUACACUCUCAAUGGAGGCAGCACCAGGACUUGUGGGAGUGAUGCAGUGUGGAGUGGGUUAGCUCCAAUUUGUCAAGGUAAGUAGAUCUGAAUUUGUGCAGUUUAUGUGUUGAAUGUGAUGUUCACUAUUUCAUGAACUUGUUCUGAUUUAUCACCGAUAUUUAAUGGAGGCAUUACCUACACUGAUGGACCUGCCGGCAGCAGACCUGUUGAUAGCGUUUCUACCUAUACUUGUGACAAAUGGCUACACUAUCACUGGAGAGGGUUUCAGAGUUUGUCAGAAUGAUGGGACCUGGAGUGGAACAGCUCCAACCUGUCAAGCCACCUGUCCUGACCUCACUGUACCAACCAAUGGAGUGAUCAUCUACAGCUCUAGUACCACACCACACCGCCCUCGGGGAACCGUGGCUACACAGAGCUGCUUGAAUGGAUACGUACCCUCCACUACCAGCACUGCUACCAGAGUGUGUGGAGCUGACAGAUUGUGGAGUGGAUCAGCUCUCACUUGUCAAUUAUCUCCUGUCUACGUCUCCAUGGGAACCACCACACAGGACUGUUCCUCAAGAUAUUCCCCUUAAUACUGACCAGGGUCAGAGUGCAGCUGUUAUCUACGAGACCGUCCCUGUCACUUAUGAGGAGAUCUCAGCCUCCGGAGAGGUCAAAGGUGACUACAACUAUACACAAAACGAUGCCUACUCGACUAUGAGUGGGCAGGAGGCUCCAGCUGCUGUAUACGACAACUAAACUGAAUUAUCGCAUAAUUGUAUUUCAGAUUGAUAGAGGAUGCAGUUAUACACACUUCAUCAGCCCCUCCCCCUCUCACAAUGUGUUUCAUUUCAAAAACGCUGUCAAGUUAAACAUGAGAAAAAAUACCACAAAUAAGUACAACCACUAAUAUUAAUGACGACAUUGUGUAGCUACUAUU
This is a messenger RNA of Halichondria panicea, 1524 nucleotides long. Its product is annotated as clotting factor C-like. NCBI's taxonomy places the organism in Eukaryota, Metazoa, Porifera, Demospongiae, Suberitida, Halichondriidae. The record is from RefSeq and is a predicted model, not a curated record. The coding region runs from base 764 to 1177 and encodes 137 amino acids. The transcript is spliced from 5 exons.